Drosophila innubila is the source of this 1227-nucleotide messenger RNA. RefSeq names its product aldose 1-epimerase. The transcript has a single exon. The record is from RefSeq and is a predicted model, not a curated record. Gene Ontology annotation, biological process: beta-D-galactose catabolic process via UDP-galactose, Leloir pathway; glucose metabolic process. The coding region runs from base 7 to 1173 and encodes 388 amino acids. Gene Ontology annotation, molecular function: aldose 1-epimerase activity; carbohydrate binding. NCBI's taxonomy places the organism in Eukaryota, Metazoa, Arthropoda, Insecta, Diptera, Drosophilidae.
UAUAUAAUGGUUAAAACUGUGGAGGAUAUAUUCGGUAUUGCGAUCAAUCCGUUUACGGAGAAGGCGCAGGUGGUACGUCGUUAUACGAUCAGCAAUUCGAAUCAUCUUUCCGUGUCAGUCAUCCAAUUGGGAGCGACAAUACAGAGAAUCAGUUGUCCGGAUGCAUACCAUAACGUGGAAGAUGUUGUCUUGGGUUUUAAUGAUAUUGCCGGCUAUGAAGCGAAUCGUGAUAAAAGAUUCGGUUGUAUGUUGGGUCGUGUGGCAGAUCGGGUGGCAAACGGUGAAUUCAUUAUGGACCGGCGAAAGGUGCUCGUAACGAAGAAUCUAAAUGAUAAACAUCAAAUUGAUGGCGGUAACAUUGGAUUCGAUAGGAUCAUUUGGGAUUUGCAUAUGAUUCGUCCCGAUGGUGUGACCCUUUGUCAUGUCUCGGCGGAUGGACACGAGGGUUAUCCAGGUGAAUUGACUGUCCUACUCCACUUCACCAUGGACGAUGACAACCGUUUCUAUAUGCGAAUCGAGGCAAGAUCAGAUCAAACAACUCCUGUAAAUAUCAGUAAUCAUUGUUACUUUAAUCUGGCCGGACAAAGGGCGGGCCGAAAGGGUAUUCUGGAACAUCGUCUGGUAAUAGCCGCCGAUCAUACAAUCGAAACGAAUGAUGAUUCAAUGCCAACGGGCCGAUUUUCUGUUGUAAAUAAUACGGUUUAUGACAUGCGAGUACCCGCAUUUAUUGGGGAUCGUUUGAGACAGUUUGAGAAUAAGUCUGUGCCCGGUUUCGAUGUGUGUUAUGCCAUCGAUAAAGACUUUGAUGCAAAUGUCGUACACUUUGUUGGCCGAUUUUUGCAUCCCGAAUCCGGUAGAUUUAUGGAGAUUCAUAGUAAUCAGCCGGGCAUGAGAUUUUGCACGGCCAACGAAUUUCCGGAUGAUACACGGGAUGAGGAACCGAUUAUGGGCAAGGACUGUGCCAGAUAUUUUCAGUUUUCCGGCUUUAGCGUUCAGCUGGAAAAGUUCCCCGAUACCAUGAACAACCUAGACUUUCCCACAGCAUUCAUAAUGCCAAGUGAACUGUACUUUCACGAGACCAUCUAUACAUUUGGAGUACAGGAAUCCUGGAAAUGUUGCGCCCUUCCGGAGGAAUUAGAAGAGCUCGGUGACGAUAUCGUUAGAUACACUUAGAUAUGCCAUUAUUAUAUGGGGAUUAAAUAAAUGUUUCGUUUGGCGUCAACUAAA